AUGGGUUGGUUUUGGGCUGAUAAAUCCGGUGCUGGGCCUACUUUGAAUGGUCUGAAACAGAGCGAUCAAGGCACAUCAUCUUGCCCCGUUCAGCAUGGUAAGUCAUCGAGUCAGUCAGAAUGUCCAGUAAUGCAUGAUGGUGUAGGGAAUGGUGGUUUAAAUCCCUUGAAUAAUAUGCCCAAUUUUUUGUCUACCAAGAGACAACCUGGACAAAAGUUGAACCUACCUACAGAUCGUACAGUCUCCAGUAUCCCCAAGGGAGAAGAUGAUCAAUCGAACUGGGAGUACCCUUCACCACAACAGAUGUACAAUGCAAUGGUACGGAAGGGGAAGAUCGAUCCCAAUACUGGUGAAGAAAUUCCAGAGGAUGCUGUGGAGUCGAUGGUCUUUGUUCAUAAUUUCUUGAAUGAGGGCUGUUGGGAAGAAGUGCUCGAAUGGGAGAAGCCAUAUACGGAGCAAACAAAAAUUCAACCAAAACUUUUGAAGUUCAUGGGUAAACCUCAUGAAAUGUCUCCUCGUGCCAGGUAUUACCAGAUGAUGAGUAAGGUAUUCCCCAAACAAUAUUCCGGAGAGCCGCCCUUCGAUAGACACGAUUGGACAGUUUUGAGAGCGGAUUCCAUGUCUGCAGAUCCUGAUUGUCCUGGCUACAGAAAAGUUCGUUACGUUAUUGACUUUUAUGGUGGACCGGACGAUGAAGAAGGGAUGCCUACUUUCAAUUUAGACGUUAGACCUGCGCUAGAUAACCUUUCAAAUGCUAAGGAUAGGUUUGUCCAUUACACUAAGCCUAUUAUCGAGAAGUAUUUCGACGGGGACAAAUAG
Torulaspora delbrueckii is the source of this 819-nucleotide messenger RNA. It is a transcript of the gene CYC3, whose product is annotated as holocytochrome c synthase CYC3. Gene Ontology annotation, cellular component: mitochondrion. The transcript has a single exon. Lineage: Eukaryota; Fungi; Ascomycota; Saccharomycetes; Saccharomycetales; Saccharomycetaceae. Gene Ontology annotation, molecular function: holocytochrome-c synthase activity. The record is from RefSeq and is a predicted model, not a curated record. The coding region runs from base 1 to 819 and encodes 272 amino acids. Gene Ontology annotation, biological process: cytochrome c-heme linkage.